Leptonychotes weddellii (Weddell seal) is the source of this 1262-nucleotide messenger RNA. The record is from RefSeq and is a predicted model, not a curated record. NCBI's taxonomy places the organism in Eukaryota, Metazoa, Chordata, Mammalia, Carnivora, Phocidae.
AAUGCCAGCUCAGGAGCUUCUAGUAGGGACACCACCUGUGAAGCCCUCAUAACAGCCAACCUCUUGCAACCUCCAAGCUGAGGGCCUCAUUGGCCGGGGGGGAGGAGGGACCCCCUCCCUAGGAAACCACAAGAUUCUUGUAGAGAAGGGAUCCAGAGCUCUGGACAGCCGGUGGCAAUCAUGUAGGCGCCAUGGAGACUGCUAUGUGUGUUUGCUCUCCAUGUUGUACAUGGCAGAGAUGUUGUCCUCGAUUAUGCUCCUGUCUGUGCUGCAAGUUCCUCUUCACCUCCGAGCGGAACUGCACCUGCUUCCCCUGCCCUUACAAGGACGAGCGCAACUGCCAAUGCUGCCACUGCACCUGCUCCGAGAACCCCAACUGCCACUGGUGCUGCUGCUCCUGGGCCAAUGACCCCGACUGCAAGUGCUGCUGCACGACCAGCAGCAACCUCCAGUGUUACUACUACGAGAGCCGCUGCUGCCGCAAUGCCUCCAUCACGUUCCACAAGGGCCGCCUCCGGAGCAUCCGCACCUCCUCCAAGACCGCACUGCGCAUCGGAAGCAGCGACACCCAGGUGGAUGAGGUGAAGGCGACGCCCGCGAACAGCAACCUGGUGGACCAUCUCUCGUGCCCCAUGUGCAGCCGGCUGCGCCUGCACUCGUUCAUGCUGCCCUGCAACCACAGCCUGUGCGAGAAGUGCCUGCGACAGCUGCAAAAGCACGCCGAGGUCACCGAGAACUUCUUCAUCCUCAUCUGCCCCGUGUGCAGCCGCUCGCACUGCAUGCCCUACAGCCACAAGAUGCAGCUGCCCGAGAACUACCUGCGCGGGCGCCUCACCAAGCGCUACAUGCAGCAGCACGGCUACCUCAAGUGGCGCUUCGACCGCUCCUCCGGGCCCAUCGUCUGCCAGGUCUGCCGCAACCGGCGCAUCGCCUACAAGCGCUGCAUCACCUGCCGUCUCAACCUGUGUAACGACUGCCUCAAGACCUUCCACUCGGACGUGGCCAUGCAGGACCACGUCUUCGUGGACACCAGCACCGAGGACCAGGAUGAGAAGAUCUGCAUCCACCACCCGUCCAGCCGCAUCAUUGAGUACUGCCGCCACGACAACCAGCUGCUCUGCACCUUCUGCAAGACGGCUUUCCACAGCGGCCACGAGACCGUCAGCCUCAUCGACGCCUGCUCUGAGAGGGCCGCCGCGCUCUUCAGCGCCAUCGCCAAGUUCAAAGCAGGUCCUGGUCCCCUUCCCUCUCCUGCACAGUAA